GGUGCCUGCAGAACAGGUGUGGGUACUAGGCCCUGAGGGAGCUGCCGCAGGGGCAUACAUGUCAGCUGAGGUCCUCUCAGGCUGCCUGUAAAGGGGUACAUUGAGUCACACAUUGGGCCCACACUGUCACCACCCCAUGGGCCACCCUAAGCUCUGGCCCAGGAUAAGCAGCAGCUACAGAGGGCCCUACCCAGUUGAGCAGCCAGCAGUGCACACACAGGCAUUCACACUGCAGGUGCCUCCCUGUCAACACAGUGACUGGCAGGAACUGUCCCUAGCUGUAAGCCUGGUGUCCAGGCUGCUAUGGCCUGGCUAUCCCCUACAAGCUAUCUCCUAUGUAAAGUAAGUUCCCUGCAGGCUGGGCCAAUGUGUAUACAGCUGAGGGGCACAUUGGGUGCAACUUUACACCUGGUAGGUGGUGUCACAGACAGAUCACCUAAAUAGGUACCUGCAAGGACUUGCCUAAGACAUCAGUGAAAGCAGUUCCAUGCUCCGUGUUACGUGUGGCCCGCCUGCGUCCGUCCUCAAGACCCUCUUGCUCAGCUGGCUUCCACAGGGAAAGGUGCACCUGGAGCUGAGGCUGAGUGAAGUCAUCACUGAUACGGGCGCCGUCUGCCACAAGCUCGCUGCGCGCAUCCUUGAGUGCCAAGGCCUCCCCAUAGUGAACGGCCAGUGCGACCCCUACGCCACAGUGACUCUGGCUGGACCUUUCAGAUCAGAAGCCAAAAAGACAAAAGUGAAGAAGAAGACCAACAACCCCCAGUUUGAUGAGGUGUUUUACUUCGAGGUGACCAGGCCCUGCAGCUACAGCAGAAAGUCCCACUUUGACUUUGAGGAGGAAGAUGUGGAUAAACUUGAAAUUAGAGUCGACCUCUGGAACGCCAGCAACCUGAAGUUUGGUGAUGAGUUCCUAGGGGAGUUGAGGAUCCCGCUGAAGGUACUGCAGCAGUCCAGCUGCUAUGAUGCCUGGUACUUCCUCCAGCCCCGAGACAACGGCAAGAACCCAAAGCCUGAUGAUCUAGGCUCCCUGAGGCUGAAUGUGGUUUACACGGAAGACCACGUGUUUUCUUCUGACUACUACAGCCCCCUGCGGGACCUGCUCCUGAAGUCGGCAGAUGUGGAGCCGGUCUCAGCGUCAGCUGCCCACAUCCUGGGCGAGGUAUGCAGAGAGAAGCAGGAGGCAGCCGUCCCCCUGGUGCGGCUCUUGCUGCACUAUGGCCGUGUGGUACCUUUCAUCAGCGCCAUUGCCAGUGCGGAGGUGAAGAGGACUCAGGACUCCAACACCAUCUUCCGAGGGAACUCGCUGGCCUCCAAGUGCAUCGAUGAGACAAUGAAGCUGGCGGGCAUGCACUACCUGCAGGUCACCCUGAAGCCUGCCAUUGAGGAGAUAUGCCAGAGCCACCGGCCCUGUGAGAUCGACCCUGUAAAGUUGAAGGAUGGUGAGAACCUCGAGAACAACAUGGAGAACCUUCGGCAGUAUGUGGACCGCAUCUUCACCGUCAUCACUAAAUCCGGGGUGAGCUGCCCCACUGUCAUGUGCGACAUUUUCUUCUCGUUGCGGGAGGCAGCUGCCAAGCGCUUCCAGGAUGACCUGGAUGUCAGGUACACGGCCGUGAGCAGCUUCAUCUUCCUGAGGUUCUUUGCGCCCGCCAUCCUAUCUCCCAACCUCUUCCAGCUGACACCGCACCACACGGACCCACAGACUUCCAGAACCCUGACACUCAUCUCCAAAACAAUCCAGACUCUGGGCAGCUUGUCUAAAUCCAAGUCUGCCAGUUUCAAAGAGUCAUACAUGGCAACAUUCUAUGAGUUCUUCAACGAGCAAAAGUACGCUGAUGCUGUGAAGAAUUUCUUGGAUUUAAUUUCAUCCUCUGGGAGAAGGGACCCCAGGAGCAUAGAGCAGCCCAUUCUGCUUAAAGAAGGGUUCAUGAUUAAGAGAGCACAAGGAAGGAAACGAUUUGGGAUGAAGAAUUUCAAGAAGAGGUGGUUUCGCCUGACCAACCAUGAAUUCACCUACCAGAAGAGCAAAGGAGACCCGCCCCUCUGCUGCAUCCCCAUUGAGAACAUCCUGGCUGUGGAGAGGCUGGAGGAGGAGUCCUUCAGGAUGAAAAAUAUGUUCCAGGUCAUCCAGCCGGAGCGUGCACUAUAUAUCCAGGCUAACAACUGUGUGGAAGCCAGGGACUGGAUUGAUGUCCUCACUAAGGUCAGCCAGCGCAACCAGCAGCGCCUGUCUGUCUACCACCCCUCUGCCUACCUGAAUGGCCACUGGCUGUGCUGCAGAGCCUCCUCAGACACAGCCACUGGCUGUUCCCCGUGCACCAGCGGCCUCCCAGCAAACAUCCAGCUGGACAUUGAUGGAGACCGUGAAACGGAGCGUAUCUACUCACUGUUCAGCUCUUACAUGGGCAAACUGGAGAAGAUGCAGGAGGCCUGUGGCAGCAAGUCUGUGUAUGACGGCCCUGAGCAGGAGGAAUACUCCACAUUCCUCAUCGAUGACCCCCAGGAGACCUACAAGAUGCUGAAGCAGGUCAUUGCCACCGUGGUGGCCCUAGAGCAGGAGCAUGCGCAGCACCGGAGGGACAAGUUCAAGAAGACACGCUAUGGUAGCCAGGAGCAUCCCAUUGGAGACAAGAGCUUCCAGAACUACAUCAGGCAGCAGUCAGAGGUCUCCACUCAUUCCAUGUGAGACUCACAACGCUUCCGGAUGUCACCAGCGAGUCACAGCAGGAUGCACUGACCUCCUUAAACCAAGAAGAGCAGAGUGGGUAGAAUGCACACAGGAGGCUCUCAUGCUCUGGGUGCACAUGGGACCAGUGGGCUAGUGGCACCUUAAAAGCAUUCAUGUUCCCUCCAGAACCAAGAGGCAGCUGCCAUGCACCUUACUUGUCCGCCAGGAGCAGGUGGUCCUGGCCUUUAUGGAAUAUGAACCCGUUUGCCUUAUUGCUCACUCUGGUUUCCUGGGAUCCAGGGAUCAGCUGAGUGACCUGGAAAUGUGGACUUCCAGUUCCUGCCUGGAGCCACUACCAGUCCAGCCGGCAUGACCCCCGCCUUGUGCAGAGCUGUGCUUUCAUCCCUGGCUUUGCCCUGUUGGUCUCUAUACCCAUGUGACUCCAGCCUUGAAUUUCCACUUUGUCAUGUCCAGGCCUUAACAGCAUUAUUCUCUCCUCAUAAAGCUGCUGUCCCUGCAGCCAGUGGCCAACCUCUCUGCCCAGCUCCCGUUGGUUUUGUUCCUGGCCCAAGCAUCUGCUUUGUGCCUGGGACAUGCAGAACAGGACAAAGGUCCCAACCUCAGAGACUCUGUGGGGUUCAGAGUGGCUGGGGAGGGAAAGUGGUGUGGGUCCACUCUCCUCUGGGUGAUCACUCAGCCCCCUCAUCCAGCACACAUUGUUUUGCUGUUGGACAGUGUUUAAAACUAGAUUUUACAUGCUUGCCAUAGUUUGAGGAAGAUUUUAAAAAUAGAAAUGUACAUUUUUCAAUGCAUUUUUCUUAACUUUUUAUAAAGGACCAUUUUUAAUUGCUCUUUAAUAUAAGGUAACUCAGAAAAUCAAAACUUACACACAUGGAAGGGGACACAUCUCACAAACACCACCUGAGGUCCUCAUGGGGGGGGGCCUGUGGGGGCCCUGCUAUGUCCCAGACCUGCAGAAGACUCAAGUAGCACCCACUUCAUCUCCAUGAUCCUUGGGCCCAGGCACGUGGUGGGUCCUGGGUGAGCAAGGCGGGCCUCUCCGGCGGACCCCACACUGCCACUGCCACAUCACUAUGGCACUGCAAGAGGAUCCUGGGCACUACUGCGCAUCCUCAUGCAAACUUCUCUCCAUUCUCACCAGAAUUGCUGUAACUCACGCUUAAUCCCAGAGGCAGACAGUAACUGUGUGUAGUCACAGAAGUCAUGGAGGAAAGUGUGAAAAUAAACUGUGGACACACAGCCAUCAGGCUGCCCUGAACUGUAGUUUUUAACUUGGAUUUGUAACUUAAUGUUUCUGUUUAUAAAAUACUAAUGAUUUGUGAUGUAUUUUACUGCCAAUUAAAACAGAUGUUUUAUUCUUUC
Chinchilla lanigera (long-tailed chinchilla) is the source of this 4051-nucleotide messenger RNA. It is a transcript of the gene Rasa3, whose product is annotated as RAS p21 protein activator 3. Bases 488 to 2686 code for a protein of 732 amino acids. The record is from RefSeq and is a predicted model, not a curated record. The transcript is spliced from 21 exons. Gene Ontology annotation, biological process: negative regulation of Ras protein signal transduction; regulation of GTPase activity; intracellular signal transduction. Lineage: Eukaryota; Metazoa; Chordata; Mammalia; Rodentia; Chinchillidae. Gene Ontology annotation, molecular function: GTPase activator activity.